Molecule: messenger RNA, 384 nt
Organism: Miscanthus lutarioriparius
Lineage: Eukaryota; Viridiplantae; Streptophyta; Magnoliopsida; Poales; Poaceae
Source: the annotation of a GenBank genome assembly
AUGGCUGCGAGCGGCGGGCGCAGGAUGCCACAAUACGGGCAGGGAAGAGCUGCCGCACGGGGACAGCAGGGGAAGAGGAGGGUAAGGCAGGCGGACGGAAGUACCGGCGGCGGUGCAGGCCGUGCAGGAGGGUGGUGGCCCUACAUCCAGUGCGGCGGCGCGAGGACGGGAGCGCCGGACGGGCAAGGUCGCAUUCGGCUCGCCUUCUUCGCCGUCUCGCCGGUGAGCUCGGCCGCUUCGCCGGUGGACCAUGCCCGUGCCGUUGGCCCGCGCUGCAGCUCUGCUCAUCGACGCCACGGGAGCCUACGGGCCGACGCGCCGAGAAGAUUCCCGAUGCGGAAGCACGAUGGAACAGGCGGAGACCCGAUCCGAUCCAAAAUCUGA